Molecule: messenger RNA, 1458 nt
Organism: Cladocopium goreaui
Lineage: Eukaryota; Dinophyceae; Suessiales; Symbiodiniaceae
Source: the annotation of a GenBank genome assembly
AUGGGAGGUGGCCGCAACCCCCAUCGUGAAGAGCAAGUGAAGGGUCUGAACGUUGUCGCUUUGGCCCAUGGUAAAGCAGCUAUCCGUGAAAACGCGGGCCGCCCUCUGGUUAGGGACUUGGUCGCGGAGCUCUUGCGCCUGGAACUGACUGCCGCGCAGCGGGACAAAGUUUCCCAGCUCUCAGCCUCAUACGAGGCAAGCUUCGGGGAAGCGGGCGAGGGCCCCCAACCCGAAGCCAACGAGGACGCCGGCAGGGCAUGGAAGUUUUCGGCCGUGCAGCUGACCUACAACUCCUCUUCCGAGGAGUUUGGUGCACAGGACCUUGACGUCCUUCGCCGGCUGUUUGACCGCUUUGUGGUCUUCCUUGGCGGCCUUUCCGAAACGCUUGGCGCACAAGGUGUGUCGGCGACCAUGGAACGCGCCUCCCCCUUGCAGGUGCAUUUGCACGCCUACUUGCACCUCAAGAAGCCCUUCCAACGGCGUGGCGCCGACGCCCUGCGCCCCUUUGCCUUUGAAGGCAUCCGGCCCCACCUGGAACCUAACCGGGCUUCAGGCAAAGCCUUUGCAGGAGCCAUCCGCCUCGGCCAUUUCUACGUGGUGGCGGACAAGGUCGGCUCCUUGUUUAACUACACCACGUACCCCCCCUUCCAAGCUUAUGCUGUGGAAGGGUGGUGGCUGGACAACCUCCUCAAAGGCGGGAAAUUGACCCGACAAACUUACCUGACCUUGGCUGCCCAGGUCACGGUAGGGUUCCAGAAGAGGUUGGGGGACUGCAAGGCAGCGGAAAGGUACUUGCGAGAAGAGGCGGUGCGCGAGGCUGUCCGUGCGCAUCCGCCCAACUUUGGAAAAACUUUUUUUUUGAGUGGCCAUACCAUGUCUCAGGACUUUAUUGGACGUCACGAUGGGUCGCCUCAGUUUCGCCGCCCAGUGCUGGCCAUUGUGGGUGGGACGCGGCUUGGCAAAUCAAUGCUUGCCGCCAACAUCCUAGACCGCAUUGCCUGCCGGCUCGGGCUGCCUGGGUUUUUGGAGGUGACAGUCGAGGAGAGUGAGCAGAUGGACUUAGCCGAGUUUGACCGCCGCGAACAUGCGGGCGUCAUUCUUGACGGAGUUUCUGAUGCUUACUUUUUGAAAAGACACCGUGAGGCUUUGCAGGGGCGGCCGAAGGCGCUAAAGAGCGCAAAAUCAGCCACGAAUGUGUACGCAUACACGUACUCCUUUUGUGGCCGGGCUGUUGUUGCCACUUUGGACCUCUCUGCCGAGAAUUUAGAGGCUUUUGAUGAGGACCACUGGCUGCGCAACCGUGACAAUGUCAUUUAUCUGAAGCUGCAAGAGCCUGCUUAUAUCCUUGAUAAUGCUGUUGCCGCUGCUGCUCCGGCUGUCUCUUCUCCUGUCCCAGCGCGCGAGAACAAGCGACGGUGGAUUGCAUCGCCGGGCAAUGACGAAAACAUUUUUCAUUGA